Penicillium brevicompactum is the source of this 495-nucleotide messenger RNA. RefSeq lists its product as uncharacterized. The transcript has a single exon. The coding region runs from base 1 to 495 and encodes 164 amino acids. The record is from RefSeq and is a predicted model, not a curated record. NCBI's taxonomy places the organism in Eukaryota, Fungi, Ascomycota, Eurotiomycetes, Eurotiales, Aspergillaceae.
AUGCCCGAAUACCCAUCUCCAGACUUGCCCUUCCAUGUCGAUGGCAGCACGUGGUCACUCAGCUGGAACCGAACAGACAAGAGUGAUAUCUCACUGUUGGAGGGUCUUCCUUCUUACACCGACUUUCUCUAUCUACUAAACACCAUCAAAUUCCACUCCCACCGAAUGCUUGUGCUCCUUGACGAAGACGAAUUCUUCCCGCAUCUGAAAUCUUUCUAUCAAAAUGGGAUAGAGGAGGUGAAAUCAUCGCCUCUGUGGUUCAUUCAGUACUUGCUUCUUGUGUCGUUGGCAAAAGCUUGUCUUGGAACAUCCAGUCAUUCCGGGUCACCUCCCGGAUCAGCUUUCUUCGAACGCGCCAUGUCCUUGAUGCCUGAUUUUGUUGGGUUGCAUCUACAACCAAAUCUGGCAAUGCAGAUUCUGUAUCUUACUGCGCUAUUCUUGAUGACGGUUGACAUGAAAGAUGCUGCGUACGCAUACGUGAGUACUCUCCCAUAA